This is a messenger RNA of Diaporthe amygdali, 2316 nucleotides long. RefSeq lists its product as uncharacterized. Gene Ontology annotation, biological process: glucan catabolic process. Gene Ontology annotation, molecular function: beta-glucosidase activity. The record is from RefSeq and is a predicted model, not a curated record. The transcript is spliced from 2 exons. Lineage: Eukaryota; Fungi; Ascomycota; Sordariomycetes; Diaporthales; Diaporthaceae. The coding region runs from base 1 to 2316 and encodes 771 amino acids.
AUGAAGGUCCAAUCUGCUUUGCUCGCCGCCGUGACGGCUGGCGUUGUCGUGAGCCAGACCAACAACACCUCGCCGCCUUCAGAGGUACCAUACUAUGGCCUCAGCCCACCGGUCUACCCUUCACCGGUCGGAGGCGGAAAGACCAGCCCCAAGUGGUCCACUGCCUAUAAGCGAGCUAGAGCUCUCGUGGCUCAGAUGACCCUAGAAGAGAAGAGCAACAUCACCCGCGGCUUCACUGGCGCGUGUGUUGGUAACACCGGUAGCGUGGCCCGUCUCGACAUCCCGGCGCUUUGCUUCGCAGAUGCCCCUGAUGGAAUCCGAGGACAGGAAUUUGUCUCUGCCUUUCCGGCGGGUAUUCACGUUGCUGCUACCUUCGACCAAGGGCUCAUGGAGAAGUACGGCCGCGCUCUGGGCGAGCAGUACUACGCCAAGGGCAUUAAUGUAGCUCUUGGCCCCGUUGCUGGUCCUCUUGGUCGUACAGUCCGCGGUGGCCGAAAUUGGGAGGGUCUGUCGAAUGACCCUUAUCUUGCCGGCGUGGGGAUGGGCAAGAUCACCAAGGGCAUCCAAGAUGCCGGCGUCAUUGCUACACCAAAGCAUUGGCUGCUCAACGAGCAAGAAUAUCGACGUAUCGCAGGUCCCGCUGGUGCUGCUAUCAGCGCCAACGUUGACGAUAGGACGCUCCACGAACUAUAUGCGUUCCCUUUCAUGGACUCCUUGCGCGAGGGAGCAGGGGCUCUGAUGUGCGGAUAUAAUCGCGUCAACCAAUCCUACGUCUGCCAGAACUCGAAGCUCCUCAACGGCGUUUUAAAGACUGAGCUCGGUUUCGAGGGUUUCGUCGUGAGCGAUUGGGGGGCGCACGAGUCUGGCGUCUCUAGCGCUAAUGCCGGACUCGAUAUCGUAAUGCCGGACGGCGGCUACUGGGGCAACAACCUCACUGAGGCUGUCAAGAACGGCUCUGUCAGCACCGCUCGGCUUGAUGAUAUGGUCACACGAACGCUGGCCAGCUUCUUCUACCUCCGACAAGAAAACACCUUUCCCAGUCCCUCGGUCUACUCCAGCACGCAGAAGCACUUUGCAAUUAACGCGCAAGCAUGGGACCAUACUGAGCUGAUCCACGAGAUUGGAGCUGCCGGAACCGUGCUGGUGAAGAACGUUAACGGCACACUACCCUUCAAGAGCCCCAAAUUCCUCAAUAUCUACGGCUACGACGCCACUAUCAAGUCCGAAGCUUGGCAAAACCCAUCGCGAUAUGGUGGAGGUUACGAGGUCAAUUUUGGAUGGGAAACCUUCAACGGGACUCUGAUUACGGGUGGUGGUUCUGGCGGCAGUACACCAUCUUAUAUUAUCGAUCCCUUUAUGGCUAUUUCCGAGCGCAUCCGCAAGGACCGAGGCACCCUUCGGUGGGACUUCUGGUCCGAGAACCCGUCUCCGGCAUAUUCCAACGCUGAGCACUGCCUGGUAUUCAUCAACGCUUACGCCUCCGAGUCCUUCGACAGACUGACGCUGAAAGAUGAGUUCAGCGACAACCUCGUGAAGAACACUGCCGCCAAUUGCAGCAGCACCAUUGUCGUCCUUCAUUCUACCGGUGUUCGCGUGGUUGACGAGUGGAUCGACCACCCAAAUGUCACAGCCGUUCUGUUCGCCGGUCUGCCCGGCCAAGAGACAGGCCGGUCACUCGUUUCCGUGCUCUACGGUGACAUCAACCCCAGUGGUCGUCUUCCUUACACCGUCGCUAAGAACGAGACUGAUUACGGCGACGUCCUGAACUCGACCGUUACCGAUGAGUACUUUCCUGCUACAAAUUUCAGCGAGGGUCUGUUCAUCGACUAUCGCAAGUUCGACCAGGAAGACAUUGAGCCUCAGUUCGAGUUUGGCUUUGGCCUGAGUUACACCACGUUCGAGUACAGCGAUUUGACUACUUCACUCUUUGGCAAGGCCGCGAACGAGAGCUUUUCUGAGUUCCCGGACCCAGAAAUUGCUAUUGUGCAAGGCGGCCACCCCGAGCUGUGGGACCCUAUUGCCGUGGUCAAGGCCACCGUUGAGAAUUCGGGCAGCGUUGACGGUGCCGAUAUUGCGCAGUUGUACGUCAGCAUCCCCGUUGAGGACACACCAAUAAGACAGCUCCGGGGCUUCAAGCGGGUCGGCCCUCUGGCUCCGAGCCAGAGCAGGCGGGCUGUGUUUGAGCUGACGAGGAGGGAUCUGAGUGUCUGGGACGUGGAGAACCAGCAGUGGAGGCUGGCGAGAGGAGAGUACGGUAUCUAUGUUGGAAGAAGUUCUCGGGAUCUGCCGCUGAAGGGAUCAUUUACGAUCGAGUAA